GCCACAUUACACCAUACAGCACAUUUUGUUUGCGUUGCGCAUUACAGGUUCACUCGUGACAAGCGUUGCGUAACAAGGGUCCAUGAGCGUGACCACACUUCCUAGUAUAUGAAGGCAGAGGGCCUCUUCAUUUCAUGCAUUUUCAUUAACAACAGCGAUCCUCUUUGAAAACACAAUGGUAUCCCUGGUGACUGCAAUCGCCCUGCUGUUGGGCUGCACACUGAUCGGAGGUGCAGACCCCCCUCCACAUGGUGAACUAGCAAAGAGAGCACGUUACAUCGUCCAUAAGGCUAACUGGUGCGUCGUGACCACAUAUUCAUCCAAUGAGGCCUAUCUGGGGCAACCAUUUCCCAACCCUUCCUCCGUCAGUGAUGGCCCGGUCGAUAAGAGUUCAGGCAUUCCCUACAUGUAUCACGCAGCAUUGUCCUCUACGGUGAAAGAUAUUCUCAAGGAUAGCCGAGUGACACUGACAUUCAGCGAGGCCCAGUUUGGAUUGAAAGAUUGCCUUUUGACGAAAGACGGUGACCCAGAGUGGCCAAUGUGCGCUCGGCUGAUGUUAAGGGGCAACUUGCAUCUGAUCAAAGACACAGCGGGAAAUGCCACAGCCCGAGCUGCCCUCUUCCCACGCCACCCAAACAUGGUCACUUGGGAUUUUCACGAGUACACCUUCCUGAAGAUGGACAUCAAGGAGAUCCUCCUCCUGGACUACUUUGGCGGCUACAGAAAUGUCUCUGUCGAUGACUAUUUCAAGGCCAGUCCCAAGUAGAGGCAGAGACGGUCGCAAGCUUAGCAUGCAUGUGGGACCAAUAUCACAAAAUGUUGGAAAGAAUUGUGAAUACAUUUUAAAGAGCAUCUCAAAGGGAAACAUUUUCUCUGAUUUGAUCUGUUCUAAUAAGUAUGGAAGCAUCCAAAUCCAACGCAGUGUCAGUUAUCUUCA
Messenger RNA from Acanthaster planci (crown-of-thorns starfish), 937 nucleotides. Its product is annotated as protein CREG1-like. Lineage: Eukaryota; Metazoa; Echinodermata; Asteroidea; Valvatida; Acanthasteridae. The record is from RefSeq and is a predicted model, not a curated record.